This is a messenger RNA of Lasiodiplodia theobromae, 957 nucleotides long. RefSeq lists its product as uncharacterized. Bases 1 to 957 code for a protein of 318 amino acids. The transcript is spliced from 4 exons. The record is from RefSeq and is a predicted model, not a curated record. Gene Ontology annotation, molecular function: prenyltransferase activity. NCBI's taxonomy places the organism in Eukaryota, Fungi, Ascomycota, Dothideomycetes, Botryosphaeriales, Botryosphaeriaceae. Gene Ontology annotation, biological process: isoprenoid biosynthetic process.
AUGCCGUGUGUAAAGAUCAUGGAAAAGCAGUCUUUCCCAGUGAUGGAUUCUAAGUUUGUGACCAAUGACGAAGAGGUUAUUCGUGCUCCAUUGAGCUAUCUUCUUCGGAACUCUGGCAAGGACGUCAGAGGCAAGAUCAUCUCAGCCUUCAAUGAAUGGUUGCAGACACCCGAAGAAAAGCUGGAUGUCAUCAAACGCAUCGUAGAGUUUCUGCAUACUGCAUCCCUUUUAAUUGACGACAUCCAGGAUUCCUCUAAACUGCGUCGUGGACUCCCCGUCGCGCACAGCAUCUUCGGAGUUGCCCAAACGAUUAACGCUGCCAACUAUGCAUUCUUCCUAGCGCAGCAAGAACUUCCAAAGCUGGGAAACGCUCGUGCAUUUGAGAUCUUCACUGAAGAGCUACUGAAUCUGCACCGAGGGCAGGGUAUGGACCUCUACUGGAGGGACUCAUUCACCUGUCCGACUGAAGAGGAAUACCUCAAGAUGGUGUCCAACAAGACCGGGGGACUUUUCAGGCUGGCGGUCAAGCUGAUGCAGAUGGCCAGCGAAACUGAUCAAGACUUCGUUCCUAUCGUCAACGUGCUGGGAAUUAUUUUUCAGAUUCGUGAUGACUACCUCAAUCUGCAAAGUGACGCAUACACAAAGAACAAAGGGUUUGGUGAAGACCUGACCGAGGGAAAGUUCUCCUUCCCAAUCAUCCACAGUAUUCGCUCGAACCCAGCGAACAUCCAGCUGUCCAGCAUCCUCCAACAGCGCACGGAGGACGACGACGUCAAACGGUUUGCAAUCCAGUACAUCGCGUCGACCGGCUCGUUCGAAUAUUGCGAGCAGAGGCUCGAGGAUCUAAUGGCUAAGGCAAGAGAGAUGGCAGAGGAAAUGAGCGGGGAAAUCGAUUAUGUCGGGGGGAUCGACCGGGUCUUGGAAAUAGUCGGGCUCAAGACCCACGUCGAACCAUGA